AUACGUCGACUACUAGUCAUCUUCGUUUAGUGCAUUGACCUCACCCAAGUCUCUUCGUCUUCCUUAUUCACCAGCUGCCAGUUGCCUCUUUUGUUCAGAACCAUCCUUCAAUAAUCCUUGAAUCGUCCAGGUAUCUUCUCUAACUAGAGAAUCCCUUGCUCUGCCUCGGAUGCAAGGCUAGAGGGCAAUUCACCUGAGGCCGAGGCUAACAACCUCUGUUGAAGAGCAAGUACCCAUAUGGCAGAUGUCAAGCAGCCUGUGCCAGCCAUUGCUCUGCCCAACAGAGCCGCUACUCCGGAACCAAGCAAUGAUCGCAGUGAAGACAGCAGCACCCAUGGAGGAAGCACAAGGGAGCUUGGCAUGGUCACAGGAAACACCAGGCACGACUCCGUCGAUACUUCAUCCACCAAGAAUUUGUUAGACCGUAGCCCUGAAUCCAGAGUCGCUGAUGAUUUUGACCUCCUGUGGAGCCUGCGGAAGUAUCUGGUGCUGCUUGGAAUUUUAGCUGUUAGUGUGACAUACAAUGCUGGAUUAACUCCACCUGGGGGAUUCUGGUCAAACAACAUAAAUGGGCCUGGUGGACAUUAUGCUGGUGAUCCUGUCCUUCAUGCUCAAUUCUUCAUACGGCAUCAGGUAUUCUUUUACUGCAAUGCAACAGCCUUUGCUGCAUCUCUUGUGCUUAUCAUCUUGCUUCUGAGUAAAAAUGUGACAAGGCAGAAGUUAUGGCUCCGCUCCAUGCAACUUACCAUGAUUCUGGACCUGUUUAGCCUAAUGGGGGCCUAUGCUGCUGGAAGCUGCAGGGCAGUGAAGUCAUCCAUUUACAUCUGGGUUCUGGUCUUUGCUGUUUUCGUAUAUAUUAUGAUCCAUAUCCUAGUAUUUAUACGAGUUGUUCCAAAGUUUGUUUCGGAAAAAAGAUUUGUUCCAAAAUGGCUGAAAGAGAAGGUGGACUCUGUGCAAGGUUGGAUUCUAUCCAAGUGUCAUAAAAGCCAAAGGAACAGUCCCCAAGAGAAAGAUAUAGAUGAAGCUCGCAAAUUCAUUUUGAUGCUUGUGACUUUCGCUGCUACUGUCACAUACCAAGCAGGGUUGAGCCCACCAGGUGGCUUUUGGGCUGAAAAUGAGAAAAAACAAAUUCCAGCUACAUCUAUGCUUCGCAGUAAACACCUUGCUCGUUAUAAUACUUUUGUUAUUUGCAACUCAACUUCCUUUGUUGCGUCUUUGGUCACGGUUAUACUGCUUCUGAGCCCAGAAUUGAGCAAGCAUGGCAUAAGAUCCAAAGCAGUAAUUGCGUGUGUCGUUGUUGACCUAUUGGGCCUAAUUGCAGCAUAUGCUGCUGGAAGCUGUACGAGUGUAGCAACAUCUGUCUGUGUUAUUUCAAUUACUGUUGGAGUAUGGAUCUGCUUUGCACUUUUAGCUGGGACCUUUGUUCACAGACCUGUAGCAGACUGGCUUAAAAAGAUUGAACCAGACAUUAAUAAGUAUGUGGAUGCUAUUGGCCGUGUCUUUUCACUGGAGACUCGUAGAAACAAAUUAAGAAACAGAGAGGGAGAUAAUACUGCAAGUUCUCGGAAAUCUGCACAUUGUGAAACAGAUGCAACAGAAAGUGCUUCUGAAUCAAAACACGAGAUUGCACGCGAUCAGCAAGUUCCGAAUAUCAAAGACAAAGAGGGUGAAUCUCAUGGAGAGCAACAGACUACAGGGAAACAUCAAACUGCAAAUACUGAUGAGGUUGUGUCUGGCUCAGAGCAUGCAUUGAUGAGUGAUGAGCAAUCCGAAAAUAGCAAUGAUGUCAUGUACAGUCUGGAAGAUCACUCAACACAGGCAGCUGCAAAAGAGCCUAUGUCCAAAACAGAAAACCUAUUACCAGAGGAACAAUCUUCAUCAAUGGAUGCUUUAAAGACUACAAAUCCAGCUGCAAAAGAGACUAUUUCCAAAAUAGAAAACCUUCAAUAUGUGAACGUGAAGCAAAAAUCUUCAUUGAUGGAUGACCUCAAGACUACAAAUCAUAUAGAUGGAACAUCUAACUUUGAGCAUCAGUCUGCAGAUAUUGAGCAAGUAAUUAACGAUGACACUAGCCCUUUUACAAAUGGCAACAUUGAGAAGAAUGAUGAAGCUCACAAACAGGAUGACAGCAAUGAAAAUGAUGGUGGUAAUGAAACUGAUGAGCAUCUGAAGAAGUCCCGCACAUAUCUACUUCUUCUUGCCAUUCUUGCAGUAUCUCUGACAUACCAAUCAGGUUUGAAUCCACCGGGUGCUUUCUGGUCAAAAAGAGAGAACAAUAGUUCGACUGCUGAUUCCAUCCUUAAGGGUGCUCAUCAUCGACCUCAUUUACCUGGUGACCCCAUCCUUGAGGACACACACCAUCGACGCUAUAUUGCAUUCUUCUAUUUAAAUGCUAUUGCCUUUGUUGCAUCCCUUGUCAUGAUUAUUAUGCUCCUGAAUCGUAGGAUGAGCAACAAGGUUAUAAAACGAUAUGCACUGCAGACAGCAAUGAUAGUGGAUCUUCUUUCUCUAACAGGAUCUUAUGUUAUGGGGAGCUGUAGGAAAACAAAGAAUUCCAUCUACAUCUCACUGUUGGUAUGCCUUGUACUAGCUUAUGUUGUCGUCCAUGUUCUGAUAGCAAUACAUGUUAUCCCCGAAGGGUGGAAAAAGGCUCUGGCAGGUAAGAUUGAGAAGUUGUCCUGCAGAUAUAUAUGGACAAAAGAACCUUCAUUUGGGCACAACCAGAGAAAUGCUGAUAACGACAUGGACUAUGAGCUUGGGCACGGCCAGAGGGGUGAUGCUGAUGACAAAUAUUGGGAGCGGAGGCGUAAGCUGCUGUUGAUGCUUGCUGUUCUGGCUGCAACAGUCACGUACCAAGCUGGCAUGAACCCUCCAGGAAGUGUAUGGUCUGAUGGCAUGUCUAAACCAGGAGAUCCAAUCCUUCAGCACAACAAUGUAAAGCGCUAUGAUCUGUUCUACUACUCAAAUUCACUCUCAUUCGUGUCAUCUGUAGUUAUCACAAUACUACUUGUGAACAAGGAGUCCUGUGAGCACGGUAUCAAGUCCUAUGCAUUGCGAAUGUGUUUAGUGUUUGGCUUGGUUGGCCUCUUGAUCGCCUAUGCUGCAGGAAGCUGCCGGAAAGAAAGACAAUCUAUUUAUCUUAUCAUAAUUGCUGUUGCAGUUCUGAUCGCUCUUGUGAUUCAAGUGCUUCUGCUCUCCUCAACACAAGGUACACUAGGAGGGCAAACCGGAAAAUUGAUAGAAUGUCUCCUUCAGCUGCUUAUUGGUAAGGAGGCCAGCCAAGAAACUGCUUCUAAGAAGAAAGAAAGUUCAGGUCAUCCUAAAAAAGAAGGUCGAAAGAGGCACAAGUAUUUGAUUCUUCUUGCAAUUUUGGCAGCCUCGAUCACAUAUCAAGCUGGUCUAAACCCUCCGGGUGGAAUCUGGCCUGAUGAUGAUGAUGAAGGCCAUGUCGCAGGCAAUCCGGUCCUUCUUGAUAUCCAUCCCCGGCGCUACAAAAUAUUCUUCUGGUUCAAUUCUAUCUCCUUGAUGACAUCCAUUGUGGUAAUCAUGUUUCUGUUGAAUAGAUCUGUCUGGAAGAAGGAUGUGCCACUUUGGGUAUUGCACAUAAUCAUGGUAGUCGACCUGCUGGCUCUCAUGACAGCUUUUGCUGCUGGAAGCUGCCGGAAAUUCAGGACUUCAGUAUAUGUCUAUGCACUAGUGAUUGGGGUUGUAAUAUUCCUUGUGAUUGUAAUGUUUAUGUCGAGUGGCAUUGCAAAACAUUUGACGUCAAGGGAGAGAAGUGGGACUUCCCCUUCCUCUCAGAGGAGUCCAAAUCAUGUUUCGGGAACAACCACACCGAUACCUGGACGGCAAGUAUGAAGCUUCCAUUCCUAUGGGAAUGCCAUCAGGUUUAAAUGUGUAUUUUGUGGUAUUAUCUGCAAAUAAUGGAUGUGUUUGGGUUCGGUGUAUGUUUCUUUGAGCUCGACCCAAAUCGAGAUGGUGAUGGUGUAAGCUGUUCAGGUUUGGAAUUUUUUUAGCAGAUUGUAGAUUUGGAUGCAACCCUGAAGCUGCAUGUCAUAUGUAUGCGUUAGGUCCCGAUGUACUCAAAGCCCUGGAGAAAAUUUUAAGGGGAUUUUACAAAUAAAUUUAAAGGUCUGUUCAUGAUUCCA
Setaria italica (foxtail millet) is the source of this 4148-nucleotide messenger RNA. RefSeq lists its product as uncharacterized. NCBI's taxonomy places the organism in Eukaryota, Viridiplantae, Streptophyta, Magnoliopsida, Poales, Poaceae. The record is from RefSeq and is a predicted model, not a curated record. The transcript is spliced from 3 exons. Bases 238 to 3858 code for a protein of 1206 amino acids.